AUGGGGAGUACGUUCGGCGAAUUGGGGUACGCGUGCGCGAUCAACGUGGGCGUGCUGGCGGGCAUGCUCGUGGCGUACACCAUCCUCUCCAAGCAGCCGCUCAACGCGCGCGUCUACUUCACCAAAUGGUUCUCCAUUGACGACCGGGAGGCAGCGGAGAAGUACGAGAAGGUGAAGAUGAAGGGCAACGUGGUGAAGCGGCGCCAGUGGUUCAACCUGUCGCUGCGCUCCUACCGCCACGCCUUCUCCUGGGUCGCCGUCGCCCUCGCCAUGCCCGAGCGCGAGCUCAUCGCGCAUGCUGGGCUCGACAACGUGGUUUUCCUGCACACGCUCAAGCUGGGGUUCAAGAUCUUUGGGCCGAUACUGAUAGUGGCGGCGGUGGUGCUGCUGCCGGUGAACUACCUGGGCGGGGGCCUGCAGCAGCAGGCACAGAGCGACCCCGACCUCACCUACAGCGACAUUGACAUGCUCUCCAUCGCCAACAUCCCCAACAGCUCCCCCCUGCUGUGGGUGCACGUGGCGAUGGCAUGGCUGUUCAACGCGUGGGCGCUGUACAUGAUGCGUCUGGAGCACCGCACCGUCGCUGACAUGCGCCUCGACUUCCUUGCUGACCAGCAGAGGGCGCCCAACCAGUUCACUGUGUUGGUGCGGCAGGUGCCGAAGCACCCAAUAAAGACGGUGCCGGAGCACGUGGAUCAUUUCUUCUCCGUCAAUCACCGCGGCACCUACCUGCUCACUCAGCCAGUGUACAACGCCAACAGGGUGGCGCGGUUGGAGAAGAAGCGCGCCAAGCUGGAGAACAAACUCACGGAGCUGCACAUCAAGCUCGAACGCUGCCCCAAUAAGCCGCUCACCGUGCGGAUGGGGUGCAUGGGGCUGGUGGGCGAGAGGGUGGACGCCAUACAGCAUUACCAGGAGAAGCUCGAAGAGCUCUGUGACGAGAUCAUAGCGGAGAGGGAGCGAGUGAUCAGCGAUCCAGCCAGCACCAUGCCAGCGGCCUUCGUCUCCUUCUCCUCGCGCUGGGGAGCAGCAGUGGCGGCGCAGACCCUGCAGUCAAAGGACAGCUCGCACUGGAUCACGCAGUGGGCGCCGGAGCAGCGGGACGUCAAGUGGAGCAACCUGCCCAUCCCCUACGAGCAGCUCGCCGUGCGCCGCGUGCUCGUGCUGCUCGCAGCGGCGGCUAUCGUCUUCUUCUACACCAUCCCCGUGGGGUUUGUGCAGUCGCUGGCGAAUCUGGACAAGAUCAGUCGCUACCUGCCGUGGCUGCAGCCCGUGCUCAGCAUCCCCGUGGUGAAUGCACUCAUAACGGACAUUCUCUCCGGCCUCGCAUUGAAGAUCUUCAUGGCACUGCUGCCGUACCUGCUCAUCUUCCUCUCAUCACUGGAGGGCCAUGUGAGCCUGUCGCAGAUCGACCUAGCAGCGACGGGCAAGUACUUCUGGUUCAUCAUCGGCACUGUCUUCGUCACCAACGUCAUGGGGGCCGCUCUCUUGUCUGCCACCCAUGACCUCUCCGAACACACUACUAGCAUACCGCAGAUCCUGGGGUCGCGCAUUCCCACCAAGGCCACCUUCUUCAUGACCUUCACCAUGGUGGACGGCUGGGUCGGCAUGGGCGGCGAGGCGCUGCAAGUCUGGUACCUGCUGCUCUUCCACCUCAAGAGAUCACUGUUGGUGCGCACGCCAGCGGACAGGAUACAUGCCAUGAGACCCCGCCGCCUCCGACUCGUCGACACGCUCUCACAGGUGGAGCUUUACUUCCUGCUGCCCUUCGUCUACUGUGUCACCAACCCGCUCUACCUGCCCUUCGCCCUCGCCUUCUACAUCCUCGCCUUCGUCAUCUACCGCAACCAGAUAAUCAACGUGUACUGCCCGCGGUAUGAGAUGGCGGGGGCGUUCUGGCCGCACUUCCACGCGCGGCUGCUGGCGGCCAUGCUGGUGCAGCAGGUGGCGCUGGCCGGCAUCCUCUCCCUCAAGGACGCGCCCACCCAGGCGUGCUGCCUCAUCCCGCUGCCCUUGGUCACGCUCAUCGUGCACUGGGCGUUCAUCCGCGGCCAGUUCCACAGCACCUUCUCCAAGCUCGCCCUCGAGGAAGCGAACCGCAAGGACACGAUAGACCGCACGGUGCACCCCAAUGAGGACCCGCACUCCUUCCUGGCGCGCGCCUAUUUGCACCCCUCGCUGCAGUCCGCCUUCACCAUGCUGGAUGGCGAUGAGGAGCAGGGCGGCGCACACAGUGACGCCUCCUCUUCCUACUCCGAUGAUGAUCAGGACGGCGAUGACGAAGAGGGCGGCGGGAAGAAGUCAAAGCACGCCGACCGGCACGCGCAAACUCGUCUUGUGCCGGUGAAAAGGCAUCCGUUUUCCAGCAGUGCGCAGGCCUCUCCUGCUGUGCAAAACGGUGCAGAUGGGUUGCAAGCGGUGGCGGGCACAAGCCCUCCUGCCCACCUGCGUCCCAGGAGCGUAGGGGAGCAGCAGCAACCAGUGAGGGGAUGA
Messenger RNA from Closterium sp. Yama58-4, 2493 nucleotides. The record is from the annotation of a GenBank genome assembly. Lineage: Eukaryota; Viridiplantae; Streptophyta; Zygnematophyceae; Desmidiales; Closteriaceae.